CAGAUACAGUAUCAAUAACAAUGGAGUGGGCUAUGGCUCUACUCCUUAACCACCCUGAAGCAAUCGAAAAGGUCAAAGCCGAAAUAGAUGCUCAUGUACCCGAAGACAGGCUUUUGGAAGAGAAAGAUUUGUCUAACUUGACUUACUUACAAAAUGUAGUGAAGGAGACAUUGCGUUUCUAUCCGCCGAUUCCAUUUCUGAUACCUCAUGAAGCAUCAGAAGAUUGUACGGUGAGUGGCUACAGCAUCUCAAAGGGUACAAUGUUGCUUGUGAAUCUGUGGGCAAUUCAUAGGGACCCAAAGCUCUGGGAGAAUCCAAUGGAGUUUAAGCCAGAAAGGCAUGAAGGAAGGAAACAAGAUCAAGAUUACAGCCUGAUGCCAUUUGGUGCAGGAAGGAGAGGAUGCCCUGGAGCAGUGCUUGGAACAAGGAUGCUGGAAUUGGUGUUGGGAACUCUUGUUCAAGCUUUUGAAUGGGAGAGAAUUAGUGAAGAAUUGGUGGACAUGUCUGAAGGGAAAGGAUUCAGCCUUCCGAAACUCAAGCCUUUGGAAGCCAUUUGCAGACCUAGAGAAGCCAUCUUUCGACAUCAUUUGAUUUCCUGAAUUCGCUUUUUUUUUUUUGUGUGUUGAAAAAGAUCGUUUGAUUUAGCUUGCUUCUAAAUUCAUUGGUGUCAUGUCCCGAUCUUCAUGUUUUCAGGGUGAUCUGCUGUUUGAUUUUCUCCCUGAUUAUUUAGCAAUCAGAUUAAUGAUGAAUAGUUAAUUUCUUGGGUAAUGUUAUUAUAUUCAUCGAAUCUGUUGCAAACUUGCAAUUUCGAAUUGAUAAUAUCCAUCAUCUCC
Messenger RNA from Oldenlandia corymbosa var. corymbosa, 833 nucleotides. The record is from the annotation of a GenBank genome assembly. Lineage: Eukaryota; Viridiplantae; Streptophyta; Magnoliopsida; Gentianales; Rubiaceae.